Anopheles funestus (African malaria mosquito) is the source of this 1683-nucleotide messenger RNA. RefSeq names its product GTP-binding nuclear protein Ran (gene Ran). Gene Ontology annotation, molecular function: GTPase activity; GTP binding. The transcript is spliced from 3 exons. Gene Ontology annotation, biological process: ribosomal subunit export from nucleus; protein import into nucleus. Gene Ontology annotation, cellular component: cytoplasm; nucleus. Bases 502 to 1146 code for a protein of 214 amino acids. NCBI's taxonomy places the organism in Eukaryota, Metazoa, Arthropoda, Insecta, Diptera, Culicidae. The record is from RefSeq and is a predicted model, not a curated record.
GUGCAUUUUCAUUGCCGGCUGUGAAUAGAUUUUACACAGAAUCUUUCUAUGUUUGCAGUCUAACAGAUGCACAAACAUUGAUCCAGCUAUGAAUCCGUUUUUGGUGACCAAUUUUAAAUGAAAUGCUGGCUUACAAAUUUUUCCGCCAUGAUCUCAUACACUUUGUUGCCGCGCCAGAUGAAGUUAGGAAAGGAAAAAAAGUAUUGUUUCCUUUCGCCCCUUUGCCUGUCAAUUCGAAGAAGCUUCUCGAGUUGCUGUCCCUGCUAUGGCAGUAUUUUUCGCAUUGCGUGCUUGUGUUUAUAAAUACGAAAUUAUUUGUAUUGAUUUGCUACCCUGAAUCCCUAUAAUUACUGGAAGAACAAACUAACAAAGCCAACGUUUUGAAGAACACAGGAUCCCAGUGGCAUACCAAAGCGAACGAUCGGUCAACGGGCUCAUUGUUUAGGAAGCGCUGCAAUAAAUUCACUAUCUUGCUACGAGUGAAAACAAUUAUCAACAAUAAUGGCGGAAGGAGAUAUGCCCACUUUCAAAUGCGUGCUGGUUGGCGACGGUGGUACCGGCAAAACGACAUUCGUCAAACGUCAUAUGACGGGUGAGUUUGAAAAAAAGUACGUCGCCACUCUUGGCGUGGAGGUGCAUCCAUUGGUAUUCCACACGAACCGCGGUGCUAUCCGGUUCAAUGUGUGGGACACAGCUGGCCAGGAAAAAUUCGGUGGACUUCGCGACGGCUACUACAUCCAAGGACAGUGUGCCAUUAUUAUGUUCGACGUCACAUCUCGAGUAACCUACAAAAACGUCCCCAACUGGCAUCGCGAUCUGGUGCGCGUAUGCGAAAAUAUCCCGAUCGUACUAUGCGGAAACAAAGUAGACAUCAAGGAUCGUAAAGUGAAGGCCAAGUCGAUCGUGUUUCACCGGAAGAAGAAUCUACAGUACUACGAUAUUUCCGCAAAGUCCAACUACAACUUCGAAAAACCUUUCCUGUGGCUGGCUCGCAAACUUGUCGGUGAUCCUAACCUGGAGUUCGUAGCAAUGCCUGCCCUGCUUCCACCGGAAGUGAAAAUGGACAAGGAUUGGCAGGUGCAGAUCGAAAAGGAUUUGGAAGAAGCGCAGGCAACGGCCCUGCCGGACGAAGACGAAGAUUUGUAAACCUUUUGAAUUCGCAAAGCGGGUGUGUUACACACACGGCCCAUCGUGUUUUUGUAAUUUGCAUUAUAAGAAAUUCAGUUAGGUCUAUGGUUCAAAUCCAGCUAGAAAAGGCAACGUACAGACAGGAUGGAAGGAUGCGUACACUUAAUCCCAAAAUAGAAUGAACCUCCCAAUCAGAUAACAAUUGAAUAACAACAGGCGCAGGAGAAAGUGAAGAAAAUAGCAGAUUAAUAAAUCAUGUUGUGGAAUGCAGACAGCAGGAUAUUGUAAAGCCAAUCAUCAGCAUAUGCAUCAUUUUCCUUGGAUUGCAACGGCAUUAGCUAGGGGGAUAGUACAGAAAUGAAAUAUUGAGCGUUCAUCAUUCAUCGGUUUGGUAGAAGCAGGAAACGGUCAAUUUGGUACCGUUUUGCAUAUAGGCGUACAAGACAGCAGGAAUGUUUGAGUUCCCUUUAAUUUUAAUGUUACUGUAUCGAUGGACGGACUAGGAGGUAUAUUGGAAAUUGAAAAUACAGAAGCUCAUGCAAGAUUCCACACACA